Halichondria panicea is the source of this 2426-nucleotide messenger RNA. RefSeq lists its product as uncharacterized. Lineage: Eukaryota; Metazoa; Porifera; Demospongiae; Suberitida; Halichondriidae. The transcript has a single exon. The record is from RefSeq and is a predicted model, not a curated record. Bases 127 to 2169 code for a protein of 680 amino acids.
UUUUACCACAACAUCCUAUUAAAUGGAAUAUGAAUAUCUUUAUUCUGUAUUUGCUUCCUGGUUGGUUUUACAAACAAUGAUAUUUGUAGUAGCUAGAUUUGUUAUUGAGCUGAGUUGAGCUGCAUAAUGACUGGCUGUAACAGACUGUGCAUUGUCCUCCUAUCCCUGCUCUGCUUAGUGCAGCUAGUAUGGAGUGUCAGUGCUGUAGCUUGUACAACUAACCAGAUUGAAACUACUUGCAUUGAGAAUGAUGACCGAACUUGUGGAGAAGAUAACACAGACCCAAACUUGCCGUACUGUGACCCACUCAUGAAUGCUGGCUAUAGCCCAACACCGGAUGAUAAUGAUGGUCUGUGUGAGGUUGCAACUGAUGAUGCCAACUCUACUGCAGAGGAGGGAGCUCCAACUGAACUGUCUGUCACACUACACUCCGUCAAUUACAAACGAUUUGAUAUCACAGUUGAAUGGACACAUCCAGUCAAGAGUAUAAUACGGAAAGGCUAUCAAGUAGUGGUGGUGCGUCAGAAUAAGUGGAGUGGACGUUUAGUUAAAGAUAUUUUCUGUGUCAGCGGGGCAGAUGCUAGAACAUUGACAAUAUCAGGCUACUACCACUUUUCAAAUAGUCAGUCAUAUAGAGAUCUUCGAGUCGAAGUCAUUCCUUAUCCUUUACCAGAAGACUAUUCGAGGAUUACUAAGAGAGGAUGCCUGGAGUGUACAGUGCCCAGUUCAUGUGGAGAGCUUGGCCCCACCAACUGCAACCCCCCACGUCACUCACCUCUCACGAACGUACAAUUACAAACAUAUUUCUACAACAUAACCAAUAAUGGAACAACCAAUGGAACAAAUGGAACGAAUGGAACAACCAAUGAAAUGAAUGGAACUAAUGUUACAGCCAAGCGACUGUACAUCCAGUGGGACCCAGCAACACCUUUCAAUCAUUCCUACUACCGUCAACCUGGCCUCAUGUAUACCUUCACUUACUACAUUCGACUCAUCUACUAUACACCUAACCCAGACGGUUCUGAGGCUCUACUUGAAAACUAUGUGUACAAAGUGAACAGUACUGCUACUGAUACAAUAUCCGUCAGUUUGCUACUGCUUGAUACCAGCUUAGUUUAUGAUAAAGUGAGGCUUAGUGCUCAUUACCCUUGUGCUGGAAUAGCAACACCCAACAAUCAUAACCGAGAGGCGAUUGGUUGCGGAAUGGCUGUGGUAUUACCUGUACCUCCCCCCAGUGUUUACACCGCUACCUUGGCUGAGCCUACCUUGGCUGAGCCUACGACGAUGCCUUCUGAAACUGCUUCCCCAACUUUACCCUCUAACUUUAGCAACUUUACUGAUGGUCCACCUGAUCAUACCUUGGCUAUAGCGUUCGCUGGAAGUGCUCUUAUGGUACUGUUAGUUAUAGCGGUGAUUACUCUGAUAACUGUGCUUAAGUGUGUCCAUCACUGCAACCGUACUUCCUCCAAGCCUUCCUUCUACCCCCCACCACCUCUCCCUCUCCCUCCGUCUAUACCUCAGAGGUCUUGGAAGGCUCUCGUUGUCUACUCAGAGAAGUGUGACAAUGAUGAAGUGCAGUACAUUCUGUGCAAUGUCGUGCAAGCCCUCCACUUGACGCAGGGCAUUCAAGUCAGCUACUCGGAUGACAGCGAGCUGAGCCAUGGAUGUGUAGUCAGCAAGUUGGAGGAGAAAGUCAAGCAAGCCGAUGCAGUGCUCAUAGUUUGCAACGAGGCGUUUAAGAAAGAUUGGAACGAACAAAAGACAGCGCGUAUCAAUGCUCUGAGAUUUCUCAUCAUGUCCAAGGUUGGUAGCGGGACGAUUGACUCAAACAAGUUUGCAGUGGUUGUACUAGACAAUGAAAGUGAUUGUAUUCCAUCAGAUUUUCUCACUAAUAUGUCGAAAUUCAACAUUGGACAGGAGGGUCCGGACCAAACCGAGCGAAUGAUACACUUUGUGACCAACACUCCACUGUAUGAGCUGGCCCCAGUCUGCACCUCUCCUCAGUCAAACAUCACUAUGGAUUUGUGCAGUACAUCCAAAGAACAGUACGCCAUGAUUGAUUCCCCCCAGCCGAGCAGCACUGAGACUGUCUCCACAGCCCUCUCCACUAGCUGUGAUUCACUGGGGGAGGACAGUUCUAGUUCUUCAAUGGCCUCCCUGCCAGCUUGACUCUUUGUGUUCCCACAUGUUGAUUUUUGGUUGUCUGGCUAUGUAGGUACAGAACUUUCCCCAUUACAUCCCUGGCAACUAUCAGGUUUUUGGGCACCUUUUUUUUACCACUGAGCAUUUGUUUUAGAUACCUGUACAUCUUGUUAUCAUUGUACCCUCCCUCAUGUGUACAUGUGCUUAGCUGAUCGUUAUUGUUUGUGGAAAGUGUGUGGUCAUUUUGUUGUUGUUGAAAAUCAAUAUUAUAGUAACCUGUCAAA